AUGCUGGGUCCAACCAAAGUAUAUAGAGCGCAGUAUCAGGAGCCCUACUGUUUGAGGGGCAUGUUUGGACUGUCUGAUACAAGGAAUGUAGCUCAUGGUUCUGAUUCAGAAACAUCAGCAGAGAGGGAAAUUAAAUUCUUCUUCCCAGAUUUCUCAUUUUACAAGUGGCAUACCUCUGAUGAAUUGACUUUCCGGAAAGGACCAAUAAUAUUCAACCAUCACAUGUUCCAGCAUGUCCGGAAGCUGUGA
Messenger RNA from Danaus chrysippus (African queen), 249 nucleotides. The record is from the annotation of a GenBank genome assembly. Lineage: Eukaryota; Metazoa; Arthropoda; Insecta; Lepidoptera; Nymphalidae.